Messenger RNA from Paramuricea clavata, 1400 nucleotides. The record is from the annotation of a GenBank genome assembly. Lineage: Eukaryota; Metazoa; Cnidaria; Anthozoa; Malacalcyonacea; Plexauridae.
AUGAACAGGAAUCUACAAUACAUCACUCGCGAAGGACAGGAAGAACCUUGCGGUACACUUACAAAUUUUCUGGAAAAACACAAGAAAAAGGUCACCCUCCUUCAGUACUUUCGAAACUACAUGAGUGAGCAUCUCUUGAAGGCAGGUGGGCCGAGAGGCACAGCUGUGGAAGCCAACGAGGUUUCGAGAUUGCCUUAUCUUAGAACGUGGUACCGAACACGACGCGCUAUCGUGCUGCAUUUAAGCAAUGGUAUAUUACAGGUGAGUCAUCCUUUACCAACAGACAAUUUUAUGAAAUAUAACAUAAAAUUUCAUAUUUCGACAAUAACGCCAUCUUCAUCACUACCACCAUCAUCACCACGCUAUCAUUACCAUCAUCAUCACCAACAACCCAAUCACCACCAUCAUCAUCAUCACAAUCAUCAUUACUAUGGUCAGGUAUGCCAUCAUAACCAACCCAGUAACCAACAUGCUUCCACCAUCAUCACCAUAUAACCAUCCGCACUGCUACCAUCAUUAUAUUCACCAAUCAUGCAACCUAACCACGCAACAAUCUUCCUUAUUUCUUCAGGUGAACUUUUUCCAAGACCACACAAAAGUGAUUCUGUCUCCUUGCAUGGCCGCUAUCACUUACAUCAACGAGAAACGAAAUGCAAGAACAUUCUCAUUCAAAAGCAUGGAGAAACAUGGCUGUUGUCGUGAGCUCGCGAAAAGAAUGAGCUAUGCCCUUGACAGAGUUGAAGAACUACGCACUACGUUAAGAAACCAUCAUCCAACCCAACGGGACAUUGUUAAAUCCAGACCAGAGCAAAUGCAAGCGAUAGGCAACAAAGCGUAGACACUAUCCAUCGCACACCAAAUCUAUAGAUUCCUACGGCUAGGUUUUCGUUUAAAAAGCCCGGUCUAUGCCACUAGGAAAAGAUAAGGCUGUAAAAAUAUUUUGUGGAACUGAGACAAAGGUCAAACUUUGUUUUUCUUUUUCAAGGCUAGAACUGUUUGGCCUCAAAGGUUUCAGACAAAUAAUUUUGCAGCCAUGGAAUUAUAUUUUCUGUAAAUAGAAUCUUUGCCUGGUCUAGUUCAAACGUUGAAAGUUUGCAUUUAUAAAGCGCUAUGCUUCUUGAAAGUCUUUAAAUUCUUCCUGCCAAAUCCUGGUUUAGUUUUUGGUUAUUUUCUGAAAUUUGCUUGACAUAAGAAAUAUUAAAAGAAAUACAAACGUUCAACGUUUUGAACUGGCCAGGAACAAUGCUCAAAUUUACCGUUACUAAGUCGUCAAACUGGUCUACAGUAUCUAUGGACUAUUUGAAAAGACACGUUGAUUGCCUUUGGGAUGAUUGCCUUUGUGGGAAUGUCGUUUUUCUGUAAAUAUAUAAAAUAAAUCAACCAUUUAAUCGUAAAAGGGG